AUGGCUGCCAUACCAUACCCUCCUCGGCGUAUAUCGCGCUUCAAUGACGAGCAAAAGGGCGAAGACUUCCUGACUUACGUAGCCCAAGAGACCAUUGCGAAGAAGAGUGCUCGGACCCUUUGCGAGGUCGAAUGGAUCAUGGCCAAGAAGACAAUCGAACAUUGUCAAAAGCAAAUCCAGGCUUGGGUGGAGACUUGCAGCGGCAGUUGUUCAGCUUUGGUCAUUGAACCAGAGGAAACAGUGGAUACACCGGUCGAAGGUCCCAAGCCGUACAUUGAGCUCCGAGCCAACCGAGACAUCGACUCCGGAGAUCUGGUACUGUCCGAGCAGACGAUCUCCAAUGUGGCUACCAGUAUCCCAGAGGGCGAAAAGACGUGCCGCCUGUUUGUGAGAAACCGGACGCCUACCAACUCGGAGGUGCCGCCAGCGACUCCAUCUUCGUCCUUACCUACCCUCCCGUCUCAGAAUUCUAAUCAUACCACUCAACGCAACCACAGCAAAAAAGCCGAUGUCGCGGAGAUUCCUCAACACCCGUCAAGCAGUCACAACUUUCUAUACUACAAAUAUAUAGCCAAAGAAGACGUCGUCGGAGAGUUGAAGGCUUGGGUUGAGCGUCGCAAGGCUCACAACAACUUCGAUACGGACACAAUCUGGGAGAUAAAUGAGCCAGAGCGCGAGUCGAAGACCGAACUCCAGUACCCGGGCUCGCCCAGUUAUUCACCACCCGCUUCGCCAUCGGUCUCGAUCGAUGCUCUCCUCAAGCCUUUCACUGUUUCUUCAAUCAAAGCCGAAGAACAGUUUCCAGCUUCCCCUGGGACUCCUAAAUGGAAAAUCGACCUCAGCGAACGCAAAUGUUUCAUCCUCACGACGCUCAUCACCUACCCCAAGACCGGCCUCACAAUACAAGAUCCCAUCUGUGACCCAACGAGGUUCAAAGUCGACGAUGGCACUGGUACCGUCGUGCACAUGCGUGACUACCUCGUUUGCACCGAUCACGCUUACUGCGUCUGCCAGCCGCUAGGACCAGCGAGGGCGAGCAAGGACGGAACGAUCAUGGGCUUGAUGGAGCUGCGUAACGUGAUGGAUGGGAAGCUGCGUGCGUUGUUGGGCAGCGGGCGGUCCGGAAAGAGCAAUGAGCCUGAUACCAAGGAUAUAUGA
Molecule: messenger RNA, 1158 nt
Organism: Letharia lupina
Lineage: Eukaryota; Fungi; Ascomycota; Lecanoromycetes; Lecanorales; Parmeliaceae
Exons: 5
Coding region: 1-1158 (385 amino acids)
Source: RefSeq, a predicted model, not a curated record